Alosa alosa (allis shad) is the source of this 2069-nucleotide messenger RNA. It is a transcript of the gene wdfy2, whose product is annotated as WD repeat and FYVE domain containing 2. Lineage: Eukaryota; Metazoa; Chordata; Actinopteri; Clupeiformes; Clupeidae. Gene Ontology annotation, molecular function: protein binding; metal ion binding. The transcript is spliced from 13 exons. The record is from RefSeq and is a predicted model, not a curated record.
AUUUUUAGUGCAAAAAACGGAGAAAAAAAUGGGGGGGGGGGGUCAUGUUUCGUUUAUAUUUUAGAUAGAUAGAUAGAUAUUAUUGAUCCCCAAGGGGAAUUUCAAUAUGUUUGCUGCGUCUAUCCGGUGAACGGGUCAGUUUAGUCUAGCGGCAGCUUGAGCGACAGUCAACGUUACACUUCCUCUUAUGCAAAUAUGACAGGCUCUUCAGGCGUGUUUGGCUCAGUUCGCUCGGUCAGCGUUGCCUUGGGCCUGUCCACGCGGCUGAUUCUGACAGUAGCUGGAUCGCCCUCUUGCCUGGGAGUCCGAACGAAGCCCACGCGCAUGAGCAGUGUAUCUGUGCUUAGUCUCGGGAACGCGCACCCGGUCAGCUGACAGGCAGUAACCCACUGUGUCACAACAAACCCUCGCGGACGCCGCCCCGUGCAGCCUGUGCUGCUGCUGGUGGCCUGUGUUACCUCGCGCCGCCAGGUGACAGAAACUCGGUUUCAACGUCGACAUGGCUGCGGAGAUCCAACCUCGCGCCCAGGCGCGAAAGCCAGUUCUGCUAAGCAAGAUUGAAACGUCGCAGGAGCUCGUGAUCACGGCGGUCAUCAUUCCGAAAGAGGACGGGGUGAUCAGCGUCUCUGACGACAGGACCAUCCGCGUCUGGCUGAAGAGAGACAGCGGUCAAUACUGGCCCAGCGUGUACCACAGCAUGCCUGCGACUUGUUCUUGUAUCGUUUUUCCGCCCGCGUGGUCCCUCUUCGUGCUGGAGAUGGAGUGGCUGCUGACCGCAGCGCAGGACAGAGGGUUCUGCUGGCACUGCACCGAGAGCGGCCACCUGCUGGGCACGCACAGAACUGCGGCCUACGUCACCGGACUACAGUUUGAUGUGGAAACGCGUCACGUGUUUGUGGGCGAUCAGUCGGGACAGGUGACCAUCCUGAAGCUGGAACAGGACACCUGCAACCUAAAUCACCACCUUUAAAAGGACACAGGCAGUGUGACGGCUCUGUGCUGGGACGCUAUGCAGCGGGUGCUGUUCUCGGGGAGCUCCGAUCACUCCAUCAUCAUGUGGGACAUCGGAGGACGCAAGGGCACCGCCAUCGAGCUGCAGGGACACAAUGAUAAGGUGCAGGGUCUAUGCUAUGCUCCACACACACGGCAGCUCAUCUCCUGUGGAUCUGAUGGAGGCAUCGUCAUCUGGGACAUGGAGGUGGACCGACAAGAGACUCCUGAGUGGUUGGACAGUGACUCGUGUCAGAAGUGUGAGCAGCCUUUCUUCUGGAACUUCAAACAGAUGUGGGACAGCAAGAAGAUCGGCACAAGGCAGCAUCACUGCAGGCGUUGUGGUCAAGCGGUGUGUGGUAAAUGCUCUUCUCGGCGGUCCACCAUUCCACUCAUGGGCUUUGAAUUCCCUGUGAGGGUGUGUGACAGUUGCUAUGAAUCCAUCACAGAACAGGACGGGGCCCCCACGACCACAUUCCAUGACAACAAGCAAGGGAUGAUCCACAUGCACUAUGAGCCUUUCUGCCCAGCUGGCUCCUCACCUCAGGCAUCGACAGGAAUAUCAAGCUGGCUCCUCACCUCAGGCAUCGACAGAGUCAUCAAGCUAUGGGACAUGUCUCCAGUGGUGUCCUGAGUUGUGGGGUGAUGGGGAGUCACUACGAGUAACAGGGACCUUCUGCACAAGGCAGCUGUUUCUAUGGCAACAGUGGACCUGAAGGAAGCAGAGUUGGAGGGACUGUGACAUCAUCAUCUGGACAAACACAAACACACACACACACACACAUAAACACAUACAAAUACACACACACACACACACACACACACAUACAAAUACACACACACACGACCUGGAGUAUCACUGGAAAGACUCUGACAUUAGUGGCCUUCAAAAUGGUCACACACACACAUCUUGUGUGUGAGUGUGUUUUGCAUGUUUAACAUUUGUUGUGUGUUUGCAUAAUGUUUAACUCUGGUGUGUGUGUGUGUGUGUGUGUCUGCUCCUGAUUGAGUGUAAAAUUGUGUAACUUCUUCCUGUGAGUCUCUUUGGACCAGAAGUUCAUUAAAAACUUUUGCCUGUU